Argiope bruennichi is the source of this 990-nucleotide messenger RNA. Its product is annotated as oocyte zinc finger protein XlCOF19-like. The record is from RefSeq and is a predicted model, not a curated record. Lineage: Eukaryota; Metazoa; Arthropoda; Arachnida; Araneae; Araneidae. The transcript is spliced from 2 exons. Gene Ontology annotation, biological process: regulation of DNA-templated transcription. Bases 1 to 990 code for a protein of 329 amino acids. Gene Ontology annotation, molecular function: RNA polymerase II cis-regulatory region sequence-specific DNA binding; DNA-binding transcription factor activity, RNA polymerase II-specific.
AUGGCUCUUCGCAAAAAGAACAACAAGAAAACCGUAACAAUUGACUUAAAUUCUGUGGAAGUUAAGGAAGAACCUUUUUUAAUUUUGUCUACAGUUCCAGAAAAUGAGAAACAUUUUAUGUGUUCCAUUUGCGAUAAAGCUUUCCUUAAGAAAGAUGCCUUAAAAAGACAUUCUGUCGUUCAUUCUUCAGAAAAGCUCUUUACAUGUGAUGUUUGUAAUAAGAGAUUUUUAACUAGAGAAUAUCUGAAAAGACAUGCAGUUAUUCACUCCGUAGAAAAGCGUUACGUUUGUGACUUUUGUGAAAAGCAGUGUACGAAUAAAAGUAAUCUUAAUAAACAUCGUCGUAUUCAUACUAAUGAGAAGCCUCAUAAAUGCAUUGUUUGUGAUGUGGCGUUUAUAGACACUUCUUCAUUAAAUAGACAUUACAGAACUCAUACUAAGGAAAAACCAUUUGAAUGUGAUGUAUGUGGAAAAGCAUUUACUUCCAGGCAGGACUGUGAUAUUCAUCAUAGUACCCAUACUAAGGAAAAGUCUUUUGUGUGUGAACUAUGUGACAGGGCUUAUUAUGAUCGGUCUACUCUACGAAAGCAUUAUCGUGUUCAUACUAAAGAAAAACCUUAUAAGUGUGAUAUAUGCAAUCAAACAUUUUCAAUAAAAGCUAAUUUGAAGAAGCAUAUUUUAACGCAUUCUGGUAAGUCUCAUGUAUGUGAUAUUUGUAAUAAUGAAUAUCCAAGUGAAGCUGGCUUAAAUUCUCAUUAUGUUAUUCAUACAAAUGAUAAAUCUUAUACAUGUGAUAUGUGCAAGAAAGAAUUUGCACAAAAAGCUUAUUUGAGAAAACAUUAUCGCCAUGUUCAUCUAAAAGUAGAUUCUUAUGAAUGCGAAAUAUGUCAUAAUGUGUUCUCUCAAAUGGAUUAUUUAAAAAGGCAUUAUCGUCGCACUCAUAUGAUAGAAAAGUUCCAUGUCUGUGAUAUUUGCAGUGAAGGUUAUUAG